Molecule: messenger RNA, 3290 nt
Organism: Peromyscus californicus insignis
Lineage: Eukaryota; Metazoa; Chordata; Mammalia; Rodentia; Cricetidae
Gene: Cwc25
Product: CWC25 spliceosome associated protein homolog
Exons: 10
Coding region: 155-1399 (414 amino acids)
Biological process (GO): mRNA splicing, via spliceosome
Cellular component (GO): U2-type spliceosomal complex
Source: RefSeq, a predicted model, not a curated record
AAGUGCGAUCGAGAGCGGGCGGGGAAAGGGGCAGCUGGUUCCUUUAGGGAUCAGGUCCUGUGAGGCGGGUCUCAGAACUGAGGCCUGAGGCCGUUUCCUCUCCAUCUCCGCUGAAUCUUUCAGGUCCACGGACUGAGGAAACGUCUCCACCGUCAUGGGAGGCGGAGACCUGAACCUGAAGAAGAGCUGGCACCCACAGACCCUUCGAAAUGUGGAGAAAGUGUGGAAGGCAGAGCAGAAACAUGAGGCCGAGCGGAAAAAGAUUGAGGAGCUGCAGCGAGAGCUGCGAGAGGAGAGAGCUCGGGAAGAGAUGCAGCGCUAUGCCGAGGAUGUCGGGGCCGUCAAGAAAAAAGAAGAAAAGUUGGAUUGGAUGUACCAGGGACCUGGUGGGAUGGUGAACCGUGAUGAGUACCUGCUGGGUCGCCCCAUUGACAAGUAUGUCUUUGAGAAGAUGGAGGAGAAGGAGGCAGGCUGUUCUUCUGAGACAGGACUCCUCCCAGGCUCUAUCUUUGCCCCGUCAGGUGCCAAUUCCCUUCUUGACAUGGCCAGCAAAAUCCGGGAAGACCCUCUCUUCAUCAUCAGGAAGAAAGAGGAGGAGAAAAAAAGAGAGGUCCUGAACAAUCCUGUGAAAAUGAAGAAAAUCAAAGAGUUGUUGCAAAUGAGUUUGGAAAAGAAGGAGAAGAAGAAAAAGAAGGAGAAGAAAAAGAAGCACAAGAAACAUAAACACAGAAGCUCCAGCAGUGACCGCUCCAGCAGUGAGAGUGAGCACGGCCAGGGCAGAUCUCAAAAGAAGAUGGCAAAUUCCUGUCCUGUUUUGUCCAAAGUCCCUGGAUAUGGCUUACAGGUGAGGGACUCCGACCAGGGUUCUCUGAUGGCUGAGCGAAGGGAGAUGAAGAACCAUUCCCGCUCAAGAAGCUCCUCCCACUCACCCCCCAGACAUGUCAGCAGGAAGAGCUCCAAGGAAGAGAGGUCCCGGGACAGGAGGUCUCGAUCCCCGGGCAGAAGGUCUCGGUCUCCAAGGCCCAGCAAAGUGCAUGCCUCUAAGGUAAACAGGAAAGAGAGAGAUAGUCCAUCACCUAAAAAGGAGGUCUACCAGAGGCGGCAUGCUUCUGGAUACACCAGAAAACUCUCAGCAGAGGAGCUAGAGCGGAAGCGCCAGGAGAUGAUGGCAAAUGCCAGGUGGAGGGAGGAGGAGAGGCUGAACACUCUCAAGAGGCAUGCCAAGGAGGACGAGCGGGAACGCAGACGGGAGCAGCUGGACCCUCGCUCUGGCAAGUUCAUCCAUCGCAUGAAGCUGGAGAGCGCAUCUACUUCCUCCCUGGAGGACCGGGUAAAGCGCAACAUCCAUUCUCUACAGAGAACACCAGUAGCUCUGGAGAAGAGCUUCAUGAAAAGAUGAAAACCAGUCCCUCUUACUGGUUUUCCUGAAUUCUCCAGGAAGGCUGCGGAGUCCUUAAAAUUCUCUUUAUAAGAGUUCAAAUGGCUUCUUCUACAGAUGAAAAACCACCACUGUUCAAAGUGCCCCUUGUCCAUUGACUCCUGAAACAUGGUACAUUCUUUAAAAACCAAUGUGACUUGAUUUGGGGACCCUCAGGACCUUUGGCUGGAUGCACUGUGGGAUUUGACUGUGUUCUAAUGGCUGGGCACUGGGCUGUCCUGGGGGCCGGGAUGCUUGCCACACCUCUUCCCUCCCACCUGAAUGAAUGGAUCAGACCUUCCAGAGACCUCUCUGCACAGCCCAGAUAGACUCUGCUUACUGGGAUAAAGGAGCACUGACUUUAUUUAGUAGAUCUUCUGACAGAAUAGCCAAGUGUCAAGAAGAGUCAAGAGAGUGACACAAAACUGGAAGAUACAACAGUACCCAAAAAAGCCCUAAGUGAACUGUUAAAUAUUUGUCUUCGAGAUGUAAGAGUCUAAUGUGUGUAUGUACAAGUGUAUAUUUUAUACAUGCUUUAAAAGAUAGCUUUGUGACAACAUUUUGAUUGAUGAUUUUACUGUGUGUAAAGCCACACUGAACCUUAUCAGGAAGUAACAUGGUAAGGGGCGUGGCUUGUUUUCUCUCUGUCUCUGGUUUGGGAGGAGCUUUGGGGUGACUGACAGAAUCUAGCGGGGUUAGCUAACCUUUUGACAUUUGGACAUGACUUUGCCCUCUACAAAUGUGUUAGGUUGUAUUCAUAGCUAAGGACUGGCUUCAGGAAGGACCACCUGCCAAGUAUGUAGUCCCCUCUAUUCCUUAGAGUCUCAUAUGGGGCAGCCCAAUGGUGCAGGACACAGGACCAUGUUGUUAGUAUGCUGUGGCGUAAAAGAAAAGAAUGUGGAAGCUAUUUAUUUCCUGGCUCUCUCUCUAUAUAUAUCUAUAUCGAUAUAUCUAUAUAUAUAUUUUUUGAGGCAGGGUCUCUUGUAGCUCGGGCUAGCUUUGAACUUUUUUCUGUUUUUUUUUGUUGUUGUUGUUGUUGUUUUUCGAGACAGGGUUUCUCUGUGUAGCUUUGCGCCUUUCCUGGAACUUACUCUGUAGACCAGGCUGGCCUUGAACUCACAAAGAUCGGCCUGCCUCUGCCUCCGAGUGCUAGGAUUAAAGGCAUGCACCACCACCGCCCGGCAGCUUUGAACUUUCUACGUAUCAGAAGAUGACCUUGAACUUCAGAUCUUCUAUAGCACCACACAGGUGGCUGCUGCUGCUUCACUGUGUGUCUUUUGAGACAGGGCCCUUACUGGCUCAGGCUGUCCUGGUGGUGGUGCCUGUCCUGCUUCAGCCUCCUGAAUGCUGGAUUACUGGCAUGAACCUCAUGUCUAGCUUCCUAGCUUCUCCUUUAUCCUGUAAUAAUUUAAAAAUCUAAGACACGAGCCCAGGGGCCACUCCUGUGUCUUCACUGCCAUUUCUUUUUCUGUUUUUCACCAGAAGCCCUCGUUGGCCAGGGAACUUCUAGGCUCCCUCUUUUUUUAAAAACAAAACAAAAAACCAAAAACAUUUAUCCUAGCCGAGGCUGACCUUGAUCCUCCUGUCUCGGCCUUUGGAGCUGUGAUUACAGACCUUGUGGCCCUCAGAGGCUCUCUUCACCCACACAUUAGUCAAGCCAUUUCCUUCUUCUACCAGUUCCUAAUUCAACUUAAAUCGUAUUUGGAUUUUUACUUUUAAAACACUUAAAUGCCAGGCACUGUAAUUCUUAAAACCCAGUUUCUCCCCAGAGAAUGUAACAUUAUUCAUUUAAUCACUUCAUCCUGCUGCCCUGUGCUACGGGUAAUUGUGGCUUUUAUUUUAUUACUUGGUAAUAAAGGCUACAUUUAUUUUU